UAGACCCCCCGAUUGAUAAUUCACACAUCCAUCUAAAAAACGUCUCCUCUCGAUAUCGUCUCCUUCACUAACCUUCGCAACUUCCGAUUUGUUAACGCGUAGAUCAGCCAUGGCAGUUUCUCCUUCCUCUUCAGUCCCUCCCAAGCCCCCCUUCUCUCUCUAAAACCAUCCUUUCUUUCUCUCUAUAAUUUCCCUCGUGAUCUCUAAACCCUAACUGAUUCGACGGGGUGACGGAAUGGCUUCCAUGAUUGUCACCGGAGAUCGGUAUCUGGAAAAGCUUGUCAAAUUUGUGGAACAAAACGCUGGUCCACUGAUUGAAGGGUCGAUGGUGCUGAAGCUCAACCCGGCGGGUCUCCACUAUGUUCAGUUGAGGCUUGAGGCGCUACGGGAGUUGGAGCUUCUCCUGGCCGGUGCACCGGUGGAUUACUUGCGCGCUUAUGUCUCGGACCUCGGAGACCACCGCGCACUCGAGCAGCUUCGGCGCAUCCUGCGCCUCCUCACCUCCCUCAAAGUGUUUUCUGUUCUGCCACCGCCUGGCCGUGACCCCACGCCACUGUCGCUACUGCCAUUCGGGAGGUUGAGGGUGCUCGAGCUCAGAGGCUGCGAUCUGUCCACCUCUGCUGCCAAGGGUUUACUUGAAUUAAGGCACACAUUGGAGAAGAUCAUUUGCCACAAUUCUACUGAUGCUCUAAGACAUAUCUUUGCCAGCAGAAUUGCCGAGAUAAAGGACUCUCCACAGUGGAACCGGUUAUGGUUUGUUUCAUGUGCUAGUAACCAGCUGGUGCUGAUGGAUGAAUCUCUGCAACUUCUUCCUGCUGUUGAAACUCUUGAUCUCAGUCGAAACAAGUUUGCAAAGGUGGACAAUCUACGCAGGUGUACCAAAUUAAAGCACCUAGACCUUGGGUUCAAUCAGUUGAGAACUAUAGCUCCAUUUGAUGAGGUCUCUUGUCAUAUUGUUAAACUUGUUUUGAGGAACAAUGCUCUUACUACAUUGCGUGGGAUUGAGAAUUUGAGGGCAGUUGAAGCGCUUGAUGUUUCCUACAAUAUUAUAUCGAAUUUUUCAGAGUUGGAGUUCCUUGCAGGCCUCUCAUCUUUGCAUAGCUUGUGGUUAGAAGGAAAUCCAUUGUGUUGUGCACGAUGGUAUCGGGCACAAGUAUUCAGCUAUUUUAUCCAUCCUGCCAAGUUGAAGUUAGACGACAAGGAAAUCAGCAACAGAGAGUUCUGGAAGAUGCAAAUAUUAGUAGCCGGCAGGCAUAAGCGCCCUUCCAGUUUCGGAUACUAUUCUCCGGUCAGAGAUGAAGCUGACGGAGAAGGGAGUAUCAACAUAAAAAGGAGAAAGAUCUCUCGGCUUGCUUCAAUUGUGAGUGAAGAGGAGAGCAUUUAUUUUUGUUCUGACCAAGAAUCUGCAUCUUGUGAUAAUGAGAUUCAAAGCAAAGAGGAGAAUGUCGUCUCUGAUAAUGAGGCUGAAAUAGUUGAUUUGAUGAACAAAGUGGAACUUAUGAAGAAAGAACGUUCUGUAUUCUGGCUACGAGAGUUUAAGGAGUGGAUGGAUCAUUCUUCAGAGAAUUUAGUGGAUGACAGUGAUAGAUAUGGUCUGGCUGCAUUGCACACUGUGGAGCAAAAUUGUAUGACAAACAAGACAAGCCAGAAGAAUCCUGGUGAAAGUUCAAGAUAUGCAUCAGACACCUGUCAAGCUUCAGGAGAUGAAAGUACAAACAUUAUAGAAUCGGAGUCUUCUUUCGCAGAUAUCUCUUCUGGUCAUGGUGGGGUUUCUCUUCCAGGCUUUGGUAGAGUUGAUCUAGGGCUGGAGCAUCACAGAUACCAGUCACUUGAAGGGUUUGGCAGUAUGUCCCUGCUAGCCAAGAGCUCCAUUCACGAUUCAUUAUCAAUUCAGGGAGCUCAUACAAAUGUUGGCAGUGUCAGCAUAUCACCAUUGUCUGCCAUAAAUGAUGCAACAGAAUCUCAUUCAUCCUAUGCUGUUCCAGGAUCUCCUCCACAUUUUCAAGAGGACAUUUUACAUCGUCGCCACAACCUAGUUGAAGAGAUUUUGCAGCUGUCUGCGGAGUCCUAUUCAGUAGCAUCAUCUGAUAGUUAUACAAGUUGUAGUGAAGAUGAUUUGUGUGAAUUUGAGCAGUCAACUUCUGAAGUCAAUCGAUCACUGGGUGAAGAAUACCUUUAUCCCAGCACGAGAGGCCAAAUAUCUUCAUAUCAUCUAGAGAAUAACCAUCAGGACCAAAGGCCUGAAAUUUAUUUAGGAGAGGAUAGCAAAAUUUUAUUUGGCGCACAUGCUGAAUGCUGGCCUUUUAAUUCUGAACUUUUAAAUUCCAAGGCCUGUGAUUUUCCAGCUGCUUCUGGUGAUGGUGAAAUUGCUCAUUUUGACAUCAAGGAUGCUGAUUGCUUGGAGAAGAGGAAACACAGAAGGAAACCUAGAAAAAAACUUGUUUCUCUACUGGAGGAGGAUAUCAUGGUUGACAAAUCAGAAAUGUCACGAGUAUCAAAUGGAAAGAUGCAUACUCCUGGAACUGAUGUGCAAGGUGAACCAGAGAAGCAAACUCUUCUGGAAGAUAUCAAUGCAAGAUUGUCUUUGAAAAAUGGAACUAGAACCUCAGUAAGUGAUGAUACUGGUAGAAGUUCUGUGGCUUACUGCUCAUCUUCGGGGGCUGAUGACUUUCUCGAGCAAUAUUUCAAUGCAAAUGUUGCAGAUUCCAGGAAUCAUGAGAUCUGUAUGCAGUCCCUGCACUGUGAUUGCAUUUUGGGGCCCGAAUUCUUGUACCGGGAAAGAGAAGUAGUUCUCUUACUAAGCAGUGAAAACAAGUUGUAUGUGUUACUUCCUGCGGCUGCAUUUGAUCGGUCAGCAAGUAUUCCACGGUUAUUGGGUUGCCACAAAAUUGUAGAUGUUAGAGUGGCUUUAGUCGGUGUUGGACUUCAGGUUGUAAGGGUUUGCAUUGAGAGUAGUGCAACAUAUCUGUUCAUAACAAGAAGCAUGGAGAAAUCAAGACAAUUACUUUGCAUCUUGCAGAUUCUUGACACUCAUGCAACAAAUGAUAAUUAUUUGUUAAGAAGUUUGGAGCAGGUUCAGGUUGAGUUGUUUCAGAAACAAGUAUGUGGAGGCUCAAAAAUCAGCAUUUUCCAAUACUCUAUGGUGAAGUUUUGGUGCUGUAAUGCCGAAGAGGCAUCAUGGCUUUCAAGAUCAUUGUUUGUGACUGGAGGGUAUGUGCUAGUGUGCAUGGAAGACCUUUCACGUUUUGGCUUUCUAUUGGCUGAUGCAUCUUCACCUCCAUAUUUUUCGCUGGACUCUUGUUGCUCCAUUGCUGAUGUAUCUGAGAUGGUCAUCGAGACUGGGGAAGGUUACUGUGUGACUUUAACUCUUGAAUGUGCUACAACAGAGUUUUGCCCCUCUCCAAAAGCUCUGGAGGCUGCAGCAAUUGACAAGGAUAAGGUAGCUUCAGGCUCUCUUACAUGGAAGCUCGGGUGGUUCUCAGAAGAAAGCCUAUUCAAUUUUGUUUCGUUGAUUAAAGCCAUUCAUGCAGGGAUGACAACGUCUACUUUACCCAUAAGAUGUGUGUCAUGAAUCAUUCCAUUCUGCUUUUAAUUGUUUAAUAUUCAUUCAAUUCUUUUGCUUAGGUUUUUGAUCCCCCUUUUGUUUCCAUUGAGUUUACUUCUUUGCUUUGCUUUGCCUUGCCGAAUCAAUAGCUUUCUUCCUAUGUCUUUGAUUUGUAUUCUUUUGGCAGUUAAAAUUCUCGGGUGUAUGAAAUGUACAGUUUAGGCAUUUUAAGAAAUCUAUGUUGCCUCAGCUUGUCUUCCUUUCUUCUUCUA
This is a messenger RNA of Tripterygium wilfordii, 3816 nucleotides long. RefSeq lists its product as uncharacterized. The transcript is spliced from 12 exons. Lineage: Eukaryota; Viridiplantae; Streptophyta; Magnoliopsida; Celastrales; Celastraceae. Gene Ontology annotation, cellular component: cytoplasm. The record is from RefSeq and is a predicted model, not a curated record. Gene Ontology annotation, molecular function: protein binding. Bases 236 to 3571 code for a protein of 1111 amino acids.